UCACUUCCGCCAUUUUGACAUGAAAACAUCCUGUGGUGGAAGAAACUCCCUCAGCGAUGUCCAGGAACAAUGAAGCAAACUCCUUCAGCCAGAGUUAUAAGCUGGUUGUAGUUGGAGGUGGAGGUGUGGGCAAAAGUGCCUUAACUAUUCAAUUUAUUCAGUCGUAUUUUGUGACGGACUAUGACCCUACGAUAGAGGACUCAUACACUAAACAAUGUGUGAUUGAUGAGGUUGUGGCCAGACUGGACAUCUUAGACACAGCAGGCCAGGAGGAGUUCAGCGCUAUGAGGGAACAGUAUAUGAGAUCUGGUGAGGGAUUUCUGUUAGUCUUCUCCGUUACAGACAAAAGUAGUUUCAAUGAAAUCUAUAAGUUCCACAAACAGAUCCUACGUGUGAAGGACCGCGAGGAGUUUCCUAUGAUCCUAGUGGCCAACAAGGCAGACCUUGAUCAUUCGAGAGUGGUGAGUCGGGAAGAAGGCGCUGAACUAGCGGAACAAUUAGGUAUUAACUACAUAGAAGCUAGUGCCAAGGUGCGAGUGAACGUGGAUCAGGCGUUUUAUGAUCUGGUCAGAUUCAUCAGAAAAUUUCAAGCAGAAGAGCGGCCUGCUGUGAAGCCGGGAGGUGACAGGAAGAGGAGAAAAUGUACGAUACUGUGAUGGUUUAUACAGGCCAGUGUGACACACACUCUGAUUGGCUAAUUCUUGGAGGAUGACACAACAAGGAUGGCCCCGAAGACUGAUGUGACAUGCUCUGAUUGGCCAAUGUUCGGAGUAUGGCUGGUAUGACAUUCUCUGAUUGGCCAAUAUUCGGAGGAUGGCUGGUAUGACAUUCUCUGAUUUGGCCAAUGUUCGGAGGAUGGCUGGUAUGACAUUCUCUGAUUGGCUUAUCAAUGGAGGAUGUUGCAUUAGGGACGAUUCACCAAAAAGACUAGUGUGAUGUUCUCUGAUUGGUUUAUGAUUGGAGGAUGUCACAAUAGGGACCACCCCCUCCCGCCCCCUUUUCCUGAGGCUAGUAUAACAUGCUCUGAUUGGCUGGCAGACUCAGAUGUCUUGUGAGUGUCUGUCACAGGAGGUUGUCGUCCGGGCUACAAAAUCUGCCUUCCAAAUACCCGGUUCAUUGUUGCUUACUACACCUCUUGCAGAAUAAUCAGGAAACUCAUUUUUUUUAUCUCACAUCUAUUAUGCAGAUUAUUGUAUGUGCUGUGUGUUUAUUUGUCCCCAAUGUUCAGCAUAAUCAUAAAAUCAGGCACAAAUUCCUUGAAAAAGAAUUGACUUCAGGCUUGAGUGUUCUGAAAGUUCCUUUUCCUUAGAUCUGAUUUUUUUAUGAGUUCUCUUGAAAUUUUCUUUUAUGCCUUCAUUCUACCAUAAUUUCUAAUGUUCAUGAUUACCAACAAAGAAAAAUAAUGAAAUUCAAAUUACUCCAAAACAUUUCGUCGUAGCAAAAACUGUUCUUAAAAAUGCUUGGCUUUAUUCCAGAUUUAUGAAAAUAGAACGUGUUUUCAGGAAAUUUUCUUUUAUCAGUUGAAAAGUUUGGUUCAUGUACUAGUGUAUAUAUAUCAAAAAUAAUAUCAGAUGUAUUUAUUCAAUUACCAAGUUAAAUAUAAAAAAAUAUUAUGUCAGGAAAUCUCGAAUCUUGAGCUAAUUCCCCUUGAGAAAUCAAGGAACUUGUUUGUAGUUUGUCAGGUAUCUAGUUGAGGAAAAGAUUUGUUUUCAUGAUUGCUAAAACCGCAACUUAAAUACCAACUUAGAACUUAUAUUAACCUGUCUUCUAGAAACUGUAAGGAUAUUUGAAGACUGUCAAAGAUGGUUUAAU
Mizuhopecten yessoensis (Yesso scallop) is the source of this 1812-nucleotide messenger RNA. Its product is annotated as ras-related protein R-Ras2-like. The transcript is spliced from 6 exons. Gene Ontology annotation, cellular component: plasma membrane. The record is from RefSeq and is a predicted model, not a curated record. Gene Ontology annotation, molecular function: GTPase activity; GDP binding; GTP binding. NCBI's taxonomy places the organism in Eukaryota, Metazoa, Mollusca, Bivalvia, Pectinida, Pectinidae. Bases 57 to 656 code for a protein of 199 amino acids. Gene Ontology annotation, biological process: signal transduction.